AUGAAGGGGUGGGUCUAUGGUACAUCACCUGAGUUGUGGGGUAAAUGUAGAGAGUGUCAAUCAAAGGCAGAGCUCUCAGAGCUGGGAAGGAGGCUCUAGAUGGCGGCUGUGCCUUAGAGAGAGCGCGCUUUGCUCCCUGCUUCGGUUCACUUUACGCAACUUUCCCUAACUUUCGGGCAGCCUCAGGGGGCCCCCGCAACCCCCUGCCUCUCCUAGUGACUUACUGGGGUCGAACCGAACCUUUUUUUGGGAGAAAAGCAGCUUUUAGGAGCUUUCUUUUCGUGCCUUGUUGGAAGAAGCUGCCGUAUUGAGAGCCCAGGUCGUUGUUUUUUCCAGCUUAGAAGCCAUGGCGCACCUCCAUUUUUGUGCGCUCUCCUAAUGAGGCUUUUUUUCCCUUCCGGACCUGUUUUAGUAUUAAUUAUUGUUUUAUUUUUUGCCAAGACAACACAUUUGAGGACUAUUUCAUUUACUUUUGUUUUUUAACGGAGGAUUUUGCGUUAUUUUUAAUUAUUUUGGAUCUGAUAUUUUUCUACUACUAGAUAGGACUCUUGUUUUGGACAUACUACAUGGAUCAGUAAAUACCUGGGCACAGGACUUCAAAGCAAACAGAUUCCCCCUCCCCCUUAAUAUUUAAGAAUUAAAAGAUGAUGAGAAAUAAGGACAAAAGCCAAGAGGAGGACAGUUCGCUACACAGCAAUGCAUCGAGUCGUUCGGCCUCUGAAGAAGCUUCGGGUUCAGACUCUGGCAGUCAGUCGGAAAGUGAACAGGGCAGCGAUCCCGGAAGUGGACAUGGCAGUGAGUCCAACAGCAGUUCUGAAUCUUCUGAGAGUCAAUCAGAAUCUGAGAGUGAAUCAGCAGGUUCCAAAUCACAGCCAGUCCUUCCAGAAGCCAAAGAGAAGCCUGCCUCUAAGAAGGAACGGAUAGCUGAUGUGAAGAAGAUGUGGGAAGAAUAUCCUGAUGUUUAUGGGGUUAGGCGGUCAAACCGAAGCAGACAAGAACCAUCACGAUUUAAUAUUAAGGAAGAGGCAAGUAGCGGGUCUGAGAGCGGGAGUCCAAAAAGAAGAGGCCAGAGGCAGCUGAAAAAACAGGAAAAAUGGAAACAGGACCCCUCAGAAGAUGAACAUGAACAAGGCACCAGUGCAGAGAGUGAACCAGAACAAAAGAAAGUAAAAGCUAGGAGACCCGUCCCUAGAAGAACAGUGCCCAAGCCUCAAGUUAAAAAGCAACCUAAGACUCAGCGUGGAAAGCGGAAAAAGCAGGAGUCUUCUGAUGACGAUGAUGACGACGAUGAAGCUCCCAAAAGGCAGACCCGACGAAGAGCUGCUAAAAAUGUGAGUUACAAAGAAGAUGAUGACUUUGAGACUGAUUCAGAUGAUCUCAUUGAAAUGACUGGAGAAGGAAUUGAUGAACAGCAAGAUAAUAGUGAAACUAUUGAAAAGGUCUUAGAUUCAAGACUGGGAAAGAAAGGAGCCACUGGAGCAUCCACCACUGUGUAUGCUGUUGAAGCUAAUGGAGACCCGAGCGGCGACUUUGACACGGAGAGGGAGGAAGGGGAGAUCCAAUACCUCAUCAAGUGGAAGGGCUGGUCUUACAUCCACAGCACAUGGGAGAGUGAAGCAUCCUUACAACAACAGAAAGUGAAGGGCCUAAAAAAAUUGGAGAACUUCAAGAAGAAAGAGGAUGAAAUCAAACAAUGGUUAGGGAAAGUUUCUCCAGAAGAUGUUGAGUAUUUCAAUUGCCAACAGGAGCUGGCAUCAGAGUUGAAUAAACAGUAUCAGAUAGUAGAAAGAGUAAUAGCUGUGAAGACAGGUAAAUCUGCAUUGGGCCAAACAGAUUUUCCAGCUCAUAGUCGAAAGCCAGCGCCUUCAAAUGAGCCUGAAUACUUAUGUAAAUGGAUGGGACUGCCCUAUUCAGAGUGUAGCUGGGAAGACGAAGCCUUGAUCGGAAAGAAAUUCCAGAAUUGUAUCGACAGCUUCCACAGUCGUAACAACUCUAAAACCAUUCCAACAAGAGAAUGCAAGGCACUAAAGCAAAGACCACGAUUUGUAGCUUUAAAGAAGCAGCCAGCAUACUUAGGAGGGGAGAAUCUGGAGCUCCGAGAUUAUCAGCUAGAGGGUCUCAACUGGCUUGCUCACUCCUGGUGCAAAAGUAACAGUGUAAUCCUUGCUGAUGAAAUGGGCCUAGGAAAGACCAUCCAGACCAUAUCAUUUCUCUCCUACCUGUUCCACCAGCACCAGCUGUAUGGACCCUUUCUUAUAGUCGUCCCCUUAUCCACUCUCACUUCAUGGCAGAGGGAGUUUGAAAUCUGGGCACCAGAGAUUAAUGUCGUGGUUUAUAUAGGUGACCUGAUGAGCAGAAAUACGAUAAGGGAAUAUGAGUGGAUUCAUUCUCAAACCAAAAGGUUGAAGUUCAAUGCGCUUAUAACAACAUAUGAGAUCCUCUUAAAAGAUAAGACCGUGCUGGGCAGUAUUAACUGGGCCUUCCUGGGAGUAGAUGAAGCCCAUCGGUUGAAGAAUGAUGACUCUUUAUUGUAUAAAACUCUGAUUGAUUUCAAGUCCAGCCAUAGGCUACUGAUCACGGGCACCCCUCUUCAGAAUUCCCUCAAGGAACUUUGGUCUUUGCUGCACUUUAUUAUGCCGGAGAAGUUUGAGUUUUGGGAAGAUUUUGAAGAAGACCAUGGAAAGGGGAGAGAGAAUGGUUAUCAGAGUCUUCAUAAGGUACUAGAGCCUUUCCUUCUUCGGAGAGUCAAGAAAGAUGUGGAGAAAUCCCUUCCUGCCAAAGUGGAGCAGAUUCUCAGGGUAGAGAUGUCAGCCCUUCAGAAACAGUAUUAUAAGUGGAUCCUGACCAGGAAUUACAAGGCUCUCGCCAAAGGAACAAGGGGCAGCACAUCUGGCUUUCUUAAUAUUGUGAUGGAGCUGAAAAAAUGCUGCAAUCACUGCUACCUGAUCAAAGCUCCAGAGGACAAUGAAAGGGAGAACGGCCAGGAGGUCCUUCAGUCCCUAAUCAGGAGCAGUGGGAAGCUGAUUCUGUUAGACAAACUGUUGACAAGACUCCGAGAAAGGGGAAACAGAGUCCUGAUCUUCUCUCAGAUGGUGAGGAUGUUGGAUAUUCUGGCCGAGUACCUGACUAUCAAACACUAUCCUUUCCAGCGCCUGGAUGGUUCUAUCAAGGGAGAAAUCCGAAAACAGGCAUUGGAUCACUUCAAUGCAGAUGGUUCUGAGGACUUCUGCUUCCUGCUCUCCACACGGGCUGGGGGCCUAGGAAUCAAUCUGGCUUCAGCGGACACAGUUGUCAUCUUCGACUCUGACUGGAACCCCCAGAACGACUUGCAGGCACAAGCCCGAGCACAUAGAAUCGGUCAGAAGAAGCAGGUGAAUAUUUACCGCUUGGUUACAAAGGGGACUGUGGAAGAGGAGAUCAUAGAACGGGCCAAAAAGAAGAUGGUGUUAGACCAUCUGGUGAUUCAGCGCAUGGACACCACUGGCCGGACAGUCCUCGAAAACAACUCAGGAAGAUCCAACUCUAAUCCUUUUAAUAAAGAAGAGCUGACCGCCAUCUUGAAAUUUGGAGCAGAGGAUCUCUUCAAAGAAAUUGAAGGAGAGGAGUCAGAGCCUCAGGAGAUGGAUAUAGAUGAAAUUUUGCGCUUGGCUGAAACCAGAGAGAAUGAAGCGUCGACUAGUGCAACAGAUGAGCUUCUGUCACAGUUCAAGGUUGCCAACUUUGCAACAAUGGAAGAUGAAGAGGAGCUAGAGGAACGUCCUCACAAGGACUGGGAUGAAAUCAUUCCAGAGGAGCAAAGGAAGAAAGUGGAGGAGGAAGAACGACAGAAGGAGCUAGAAGAAAUCUAUAUGCUGCCGCGAAUUCGUAGUUCCACUAAAAAGGCUCAGACAAAUGACAGCGACUCUGACACAGAGUCAAAGAGGCAAGCCCAGAGAUCUUCUGCUUCUGAGACUGAGACAGAUGACUCUGAUGACGAUAAGAAGCCGAAGCGCAGAGGGCGCCCCCGAAGUGUGCGCAAAGACCUGGUGGAGGGCUUCACGGAUGCAGAGAUCCGAAGGUUCAUCAAGGCUUAUAAGAAGUUUGGUCUCCCUCUUGAAAGGCUAGAGUGCAUAGCACGUGAUGCUGAACUAGUGGAUAAGUCUGUGGCAGACCUGAAACGCCUGGGGGAACUGAUUCAUAAUAGCUGUGUGUCAGCAAUGCAGGAAUAUGAAGAACAGCUGAAAGAGAAUGCCAGUGAAGGAAAAGGACCGGGCAAGAGAAGAGGCCCAACCAUCAAGAUCUCUGGGGUUCAGGUUAAUGUGAAGUCCAUUAUCCAACAUGAAGAAGAGUUUGAGAUGCUGCAUAAAUCUAUCCCUGUGGACCCUGAGGAAAAAAAAAAAUACUGCCUGAGCUGCCGAGUCAAAGCGGCGCAUUUCGAUGUGGAGUGGGGUGUGGAGGAUGAUUCUCGUCUGUUGCUUGGGAUCUAUGAACAUGGCUAUGGAAACUGGGAGCUAAUUAAGACAGACCCAGAGCUAAAACUCACUGAUAAAAUUCUACCGGUGGAGACAGACAAAAAGCCUCAGGGGAAGCAGCUGCAGACCCGGGUGGACUACUUGCUGAAGCUGCUCAGGAAGGGUCUGGAGAAGAAGGGCACUGUGACCAGUGGGGAGGAGACCAAACUAAAGAAGCGGAAGCCUCGAGUAAAGAAGGAAAACAAAGCCCCGAGGCUGAAGGAUGAGCAUGGGCUUGAAAUGUCAUCUCCGAGACACUCAGACAACCCGUCUGAAGAGGGGGAAGUGAAGGAUGAUGGCGUAGAAAAAAGUCCAAUGAAAAAAAAGCAGAAGAAGAAAGAGAACAAGGAGAACAAAGAGAAACCAGUGAGUUCUCGGAAGGACAGAGAAGGAGACAAAGAAAGGAAGAAGUCCAAGGACAAGAAAGAGAAGGUUAAAGGUGGUGAUGCCAAGUCUUCAAGUAAAUCAAAGCGAUCUCAGGGUCCUGUCCACAUUACAGCGGGAAAUGAACCUGUUCCAAUUGGGGAGGAUGAAGAUGAUGAUCUGGACCAGGAAACCUUCAGCAUUUGUAAAGAGAGGAUGCGGCCUGUGAAAAAGGCACUGAAACAGUUGGACAAACCUGAGAAAGGACUCAAUGUGCAAGAACAGCUGGAACACACCAGGAACUGCCUGCUUAAAAUUGGAGACCGCAUCGCCGAGUGCCUUAAAGCUUAUUCAGACCAGGAGCACAUCAAAUUGUGGAGGAGGAACCUGUGGAUUUUUGUUUCCAAGUUUACAGAAUUUGAUGCACGAAAACUACAUAAAUUAUAUAAGAUGGCUCAUAAGAAAAGAUCUCAAGAAGAGGAGGAACAAAAGAAGAAAGAUGAUACGCUUGGUGGUAAGAAACCAUUUCGACCAGAGGCCUCGGGCUCAAGCCGGGAUUCUCUGAUAUCUCAGUCCCAUACCUCACACAACCUUCAUCCUCAGAAGCCUCAUUUGCCUGCCUCCCAUGGUCCACAGAUGCAUGGACAUCCAAGAGAUAACUACAGUCACCCCAACAAGAGACACUUUAGUAAUGCAGAUCGAGGAGACUGGCAGAGGGAAAGGAAGUUCAACUAUGGUGGUGGUAACAAUGCCCCCUGGGGCAGUGACCGGCACCAUCAAUAUGAGCAGCACUGGUACAAGGAUCACCAUUACGGUGACCGGAGACACAUGGAUGCCCACCGUUCUGGAAGCUACCGGCCUAACACCAUGUCCAGAAAGAGACCUUAUGAGCAGUACAGCAGUGACCGAGACCACCGGGGACACAGAGACUAUUAUGACAGGCACCAUCAUGACUCUAAGCGGAGGAGAUCAGAUGAUUUUAGGCCCCAGAAUUACCACCAGCAGGAUUUCCGACGAAUGUCUGACCACCGACCCACGAUGGGUUACCACGGCCAGGGACCCUCAGACCAUUACCGCUCUUUUCACACAGACAAGUUGGGGGAAUAUAAACAGCCCCUGCCCUCACUGCACACUGCGGUCUCAGAUCCUCGCUCACCUCCUUCCCAGAAAUCUCCCCAUGAUUCCAAGUCACCCUUGGAUCACAGGUCUCCUUUGGAGAGGUCACUAGAACAGAAAAACAACCCAGAUUAUAACUGGAAUGUUCGGAAAACGUAAAGGGCGACCCCGCCAGGGGAGAGGUCGCAGGAGUCAUCAAGCACUUGGACGUUUUGGUCUGGUCCAGCGGGGGCCAGUGCUCAGGCUGCUGAGCGGAGUGUUUGGAUGCGCUGCUGCUGAGCCCACUAAGCUGGCGGCUGAAGGAGCACUUGAGGGGGUCGGGGGCCUUGGUCUGCUGCUUUGGUUUGGCCUCCACUCCUGCACUUUGGCACCCCAUCCCAUCCUAGCCUCUUGUGGCCUCCCACCUCCGUGGGUGUCGGGGGAAGAGGCGACUUUCUGUACCAGCUGCAUUGGCUGCUUCCCCUGGAAGGACUCGGGGAUGUGAGAGUCAGUGAAUGUUAGAGUCAGCAUGUGUGACCAGGGCAAGGACCUGCUGGACAGUGUGUGAUUGGUUCACUGUGGCACCAGGGAUGCUGCUGAUGGGAGGUGGGAAGUGGGAGAUCACAGGGCGGGUUUCAUACUGCAAGACUUGAAAGGGGAACAGGUAUGCCCCUCAGAUGUGUUCUUGGGAGAAAUGAUACACUCGGUCUCAUUAUGUGAAGUGGGUUGGGGAUAAAGAGACAGGGAAUAACUUCCACUGUGGCCUCCUACCUGCCAACACUAAUUUUUCCCGUACUAGCUUUGUACAUUUCAAAGGUUUGGUCUUCUGGUGGGGUCCAUUUCCCUGUUUGUCAGGGAAAGUUGGAUCUCUCUGGCUGAUUUUAGAGUACUGUGACUUUGGCGUCAUCAGUGCCAGAUCUUACUUGUUUGGGGAGUGGGCUGAGUGGGUGUGGGGUGGAGAUGGGGGGUGGGGUAGUGUGACCAGGAACUAGGAAUCCCUGGUGGGUUUCUGGUUCCUGGGUUGAGAAGGAAAGUCACAGGUCCUGGAGAUGGAAAUGGAGUUGGCCUGCUGAUGAGAUACCUGCUGGUGAGCUCAGGGGUGGGGCACUCAUGCAGAUGGGGGGGGGGGGGACUCCUGAUGUGGGCAUUGGUAGUCCCAGCAAGCAGGGAGCUUUCAGUAUUGGAGUGGGUCAGCGAAUGCACUUGCAUAUUGGUUCCUUUACACGGCGUGAAGAGGCAGGCUAUACUGGCCCAAACAUCUUGACAGUGAAGGUGUGCAGUCAGAUGAAAACAGCUACUGAUGUGGUUACAUUUCCAUUGCAAGUUGGGAUUCAGUAGAACCAAACCCUGUUUCUUUACGAUCUGUAGAAUAUAAACCCAAGUUAUUUUUAUCCCAAAUCCCAAGCACCCAUGACUGGGGUAGCUGAGCUGUAAGAUGUCAGGAGGCCUGUUAGGGUCAGAUUGGGUUGGGUUGAGGGGGAGGGCCGCUGGUGGGUUGCAUCAUUGCAUGGCUCUUCUCAGUGUAUGGAUAACUGGGUCGGUCCUGUGGUUUUACUCACUUUCAGUAUAGCUUGCCAGUAUUGUUAGGAUAUCCAAAAACCUUUCUAGAUGGAGACAGCAAAACUGACUUGAACAUAAGGUAUGGUGUGCCUCUGUGAGAGUCCAGGCUCAUUCUGAGUUGAUGAAAAGUCUUGUGUUGGAAGUACGCAGGAUACAGCUCUUGGGGAGCUCCCUUGGGGACAGGGUGGGGCCGUCCUGGGCAGUACCAUUAAUGACUUUCCCAAGACAAGCUUGAGUGGUGUCCUUGAGUGCGUCUGGCCAUGGUAUGGCUGUGGUGGGCCAUUGCUUCUGCUGCUUAGAGUACCAUGGACCUGGCUGUGCAGAGUCAGUCCUUGUAGCCAGUGCUCAGUAGACCAUCACCUUCUUGAUUCCUCGUGGUCCUUUACCCUGACUAUGUAUGUGCAUGACUGCACUGGAGUUCCCUGGCUGUAGUCUCCUGCCUGGUGGCCUGCCAUGACUUCUCAGUUGAAGGCUGAAGUCUGGUCUCUUUUGGCCACACAGUGAAAAAGUGAACCAUAGAUGGAGCUUCUUGCUGAUAACAUCAACACUAGUCUGUUGGGCAUACUGUGCUCUGAGGUGCUGGGAGUGCAGCAAGAACAGGAGGUGCCCCUGUGGAAGGUGGAGGGCCUUGCCUUUCUAUACUAACCCAGGUCUGUCUUUCUUCCAACUUGUUGGUAGAAGUUACAGGUUAUUCUCAAAGGUGUCUCAUCAUGAGGAAAAAGGAACUUCCUUUUGUUCACAUUCAGGACUAAAGUGCCAUAAAGUGUAGCAAAAGGCAAUGUUGGCCAGAUCAGUGUUACAUUGAUUCUAAGAUUACAGUAUCUCCCAUCAAACAUCUGUUAAGGUGUUGAAGUGUAUUUGAAGAGUGGGUUGGGAGAAAGGAGGCAUUCCUCUUGCUUUAAACCAGUAUGUGCAUCACAUGCUUAACACGGGAAUUUGCACAGGUGGGAGAAGCUGCCAGUGGAGUUCUUCUGGAACCUAGCGUUGGGCAGCCCAUUGUUGAGGAAAUGGCGGGACUUGAGGAGAGAGUGAGUGUUGCCGAGGCCUGAAGUACUGUGAUACACUGUGACCCUAGAAAAGGAAGGUGACGUCUCUGUUGAUCACUGUGUCCUCUCAUUGGCCAGCCUGCGGGAGCCCAAUCUCAUGGUCCUUCCUUGGACUCUGUAGUCAUUCCUUAAGCCCCGCCAAGGGAACGCAAACAUUUCUCACUGUGCUGCUGAUGUUCUGAGCUGGUGUGGCUGGCAGCUACAUCGGGCCUUGCAGAGCAAAGGUGAUUCACUUAAGUGUUCACACACAGCAACACUGAAAUCCUGUAGACCAAAACCCACUUGUCAGCAGGAGCUGUGUCCAGGCCCAGCACCUGUGGUCUUCUAGCUCAUCUGAGGCCAGCUGUAUCGGGUGAAGAGAGCCAUGCCAAGGGUCCAGGCUGCUUUAGUCCAUCUGUGCCCUACCCAUUUGGGAACAGGUGGUUUUUCUUGUAAACUUGUGGACUUUUGAAACCUGUUGACUAAACAGUAAUUAAUUUAUAUUUGUGAAAAAUGCCACUGUCCUGGUGAUUUCUGAUGUAAAUAAUGUUGUUUAUAUAGUAUGUAUUAAAAUUUUCCUACAUUGUAAAACUGCUGUACUUUUGAUUCUUGUGUAUUAAAAAGUGUUACU
Onychomys torridus (southern grasshopper mouse) is the source of this 9164-nucleotide messenger RNA. It is a transcript of the gene Chd2, whose product is annotated as chromodomain helicase DNA binding protein 2. NCBI's taxonomy places the organism in Eukaryota, Metazoa, Chordata, Mammalia, Rodentia, Cricetidae. Gene Ontology annotation, biological process: nucleosome organization; regulation of transcription by RNA polymerase II. The record is from RefSeq and is a predicted model, not a curated record. Gene Ontology annotation, cellular component: nucleus; chromatin. The transcript is spliced from 39 exons. Gene Ontology annotation, molecular function: ATP hydrolysis activity; DNA binding; ATP binding. Bases 645 to 6128 code for a protein of 1827 amino acids.